CUUUCAUCAAGCGUGUUUGUUAUGGUUAUCGAUCGGAAAUAGAGAUCUCGGAGUGAAUUUGUCGGGUUAUCGGGUCACUGGAGCAUAUAAGGGCAGGGAAGAUGAAGAAGGAAGAAGACGGGGAAGAAAUGGGUUAAAAAAUUUGCUGUGUUCGAAGAACAAUGUGUUCUGCUGCAGAAAUGGGUGCAUAUUUUCCGGAUGAAUUGCCUUUAAUACCGGAACAUCCACCAGAUUUUGAAGAGAAAGUGUCAACAGCAUAUGGAAAUGUGAAGGUGACCGUUUAUGGAAAUCGGCAAUCAAGCCCUAUUGUUACAUUUCACGAUAUGGCACUAGAUUCGGAAACAAAUUUCCAAAAUUUUUUCCAAUAUGCCACAGCUGGAGAAUUUCUAUCAAAUUUCUGCAUCUACAACAUCAAUGCUCCAGGUCAAGAAAUGGAUGCUGCUCCACUACCGGAUCAUUAUGUCUAUCCGACAAUGGAUGCCCUCGUUCAGAUUGUUGAUAAUUGCGUGGAACAAUUCAAAAUCCGAGAAUUUAUUGGCUUAGGAGUGGGUGUUGGUGCUAAUGUCAUGCUACGUUAUGCACUCCAAAAUCAAUCAAAGAUGGACGCCUUAAUACUAGUCAAUUGUGUGGCAACGAGUGCAGGUUGGAUUGAAUGGUUCUAUCAGCAGAUCAAUAUUCGCUCGUUGCGUACACGUGGGAUGACGAAUUUCUCGGUUGACUAUUUGUUAUGGCAUCAUUUCGGAAAUCACGUUACACUAUAUGCUCCCGAUACUGUUCGUCGGUAUCGUGCAUAUUUGCAGCACCUUCCAAAUCCGAAAAAUUUGGCUGCUUUCAUCGAAACUUAUCUGAAUCGCACACCGAUAUCUGUUUCGCGUGAUGGUACAAUGGGCCCGAAGUUGAACGUACCUGUCCUACAAAUUGUAGGUGCUGAUUCUGCGUUUGUCAGAGAUUCGGUGGAAUUGAAUGCUCGAUUGAAUCCAGUCGAUUCAGAAUGGCUCAAGCUUUCGGGAUCAAGUGGACUUGUUUUGGAUGAUAAACCGGAAGGUGUGGCACAAGCAAUUAUUUUGUUCCUACAAGGACGUGGUUUUGUGCCAACUACAAAUGUACAGGAUAUGAUGCGCAAAAUUUCGGUACAAUCGACAGUUGAUUGUGGUGACGAAACAAUAACAAUAUUGGAAAAUAUAAACGAAAUGACUUAACUAUCGAAAUUGACCAACUUUUUUUUGAUUUCUUUUAACAUUUUUUAUAUUUAUUUAUAUUUAUUCUCUUCAUCACUCAUUUACAUGACCUGUUUAUAUUGCCUUCUACAAAUAAUACAGUAUUUAUUUUCUCCUUCUGUUAUUUCAUAGUUUUUCGAAUCAUUACUACAUGGGCUGGUUCUUAUAUUUCAUUCUAAUUCAC
Messenger RNA from Loa loa (African eye worm), 1401 nucleotides. Its product is annotated as NDRG3 protein. Gene Ontology annotation, biological process: signal transduction. Lineage: Eukaryota; Metazoa; Nematoda; Chromadorea; Rhabditida; Onchocercidae. The record is from RefSeq and is a predicted model, not a curated record. The transcript is spliced from 11 exons. Bases 162 to 1199 code for a protein of 345 amino acids. Gene Ontology annotation, cellular component: cytoplasm.